AUGGCGCCGUGGAGCGGCUUGUGGGCCGGCCUUGCCGGCGGCGACGCCUACCGCGGCACGCCGGUCAUCGUCAAGAUGGAGAAUCCCAACUGGUCCAUUUCCGAGGUCGACGGUGGCGAGGAUUUCUUGCCCGGAGCAGGCGGGCGGCGGCGGAGGGGGAAGAACGCGAAGCAGAUCACGUGGGUGCUGCUCCUGAAGGCCCACCGCGCCGCCGGUUGCCUGGCGUGGCUUGCCUCCGCCGCAGUCACGCUCGGCUGCGCCGCGCGGCGCCGCGUCGCCGCUGGGCGGACGGACUCCGAUGCCAACCAGGGGGAAUGCGAGGGCGAGGAGGAGGAGGCGGCCCACGCGGUGCGGCGGUCCCGGUUCUACGCGUUCAUCAAAGCCUGUCUCCUGAUGUCCGUUUUCCUCCUCGCCGUCGAGGUCGCCGCCCACUCCAACGGCCGGGGGGCCCUCGCCGUCUUCGCUGCCUCGUUCUACGCGUCGUGGGUACGCGUCCGCGCCGCCUACUUGGCCCCGCCGCUCCAGCUCCUCGCCGACGCCUGCGUCGUGCUCUUCCUUGUCCAGAGCGCCGACCGGCUCGUCCAGAGCCUUGGCUGCUUCUACAUCCUGCUCAAGCGCAUCAAGCCCAAGCCCAUCUCUCCAGCAUUGCCCGAUGCGGAGGACCCCGACGCCGGCUAUUACCCAAUGGUGCUCGUCCAGAUACCAAUGUGCAACGAGAAAGAGGUGUAUCAGCAGUCGAUUGCGGCGGUCUGCAACUUAGAUUGGCCAAGGUCCAGCCUCCUUGUACAGGUGCUGGACGACUCCGAUGACCCGACAACGCAGGCGUUGAUCAAAGAGGAGGUGGAGAAGUGGCGGCAGAACGGGGCGCGCAUUGUGUACCGCCACCGUGUGCUUAGGGAGGGCUACAAGGCCGGCAACCUCAAGUCGGCAAUGACCUGCAGCUAUGUCAAGGACUAUGAGUAUGUCGCCAUCUUUGAUGCCGAUUUCCAGCCGUACCCUGACUUCCUGAAGCGAACCGUGCCACAUUUUAAGGACAAUGAGGAUCUGGGCCUUGUUCAAGCCAGAUGGUCAUUUGUGAACAAGGACGAGAACCUAUUGACACGCUUGCAGAACAUUAACUUGUGCUUCCACUUUGAGGUGGAGCAGCAGGUGAACGGUGUGUUCAUCAACUUCUUCGGGUUCAAUGGCACAGCUGGGGUGUGGAGGAUCAAGGCCCUGGAGGACUCAGGAGGGUGGAUGGAGCGAACAACGGUGGAGGACAUGGACAUUGCUGUCCGUGCACACCUGAAGGGCUGGAAGUUUGUCUUUCUGAACGAUGUCGAGUGCCAAUGUGAAUUACCAGAGUCAUACGAGGCUUACCGGAAGCAACAGCACCGGUGGCAUUCGGGGCCAAUGCAGCUGUUUAGGUUAUGCUUGCUGGACAUCAUUCGAUGCAAGAUUGCAUUCUGGAAGAAGGCCAACCUGAUAUUUCUUUUCUUCCUGCUCCGCAAGCUCAUCUUGCCUUUCUAUUCGUUCACGCUCUUCUGUAUCAUCCUCCCAAUGACAAUGUUUGUGCCUGAAGCUGAGCUUCCCAAUUGGGUCGUGUGCUACAUCCCUGCGCUGAUGUCCUUCUUAAACAUCGUCCCCGCACCGAAAUCGUUCCCAUUUAUCAUCCCAUACCUUCUCUUCGAGAACACCAUGUCUGUAACCAAGUUCAAUGCCAUGAUCUCCGGGCUGUUCCAGCUGGGAAGCGCAUACGAGUGGGUCGUGACCAAGAAAUCAGGUCGAUCGUCAGAGGGUGAUCUCACUGCCUCGGCGCCAAAGGGGCUGAAGCAACUAAAGGCUGGCUCCAUGCCAGUCAUUGACGCAGUAAUCAAGGAGAAAUCCAAUCCCAAAGAGAAGCCCAAGAAGUACAACCGAAUAUACAAGAAGGAGCUUGCCCUCUCACUGCUUCUCCUUACCGCUGCCGCUCGGAGCUUGCUGUCGAAACAAGGGAUCCACUUCUACUUCCUGCUGUUCCAGGGCAUCUCGUUCUUGCUGGUCGGACUCGACCUCAUUGGCGAGGACAUCAAAUAAACAGACUGUAGCGUAGACAUAGAGGGUAAAUUGUUUUCUAACCAACAACCUACGGACCGUGUAUGUGCUUACA
Molecule: messenger RNA, 2128 nt
Organism: Lolium rigidum
Lineage: Eukaryota; Viridiplantae; Streptophyta; Magnoliopsida; Poales; Poaceae
Product: putative xyloglucan glycosyltransferase 10
Exons: 5
Coding region: 1-2055 (684 amino acids)
Cellular component (GO): Golgi apparatus
Molecular function (GO): glycosyltransferase activity
Source: RefSeq, a predicted model, not a curated record